AUGAAGUUGAAGCUACAUACCUUGAACACUGAGACGCUCAAGACCACGCUAGCACUUGUGAGUCACAUACGACGGUUUGUGAUCCUUCGAUUCACCACCACCCAUUUGCUUAUCAUUCUGGUAAAUGGCACAUCAGUCACCCUUGAACCACAAGUUUGGUGUAAACUUCAAAUCCAUAGUAUAUUUGAUCAAAUUGAGAUCCAAUCAUUAAACGACAAUACCAUCCUGCUUGAAAUAAACAUUGAAUUAUUUCUUCAAACAUUAAGAAAUUUUGAUCGUGCAAGUAAUUCUGAAGGACUUAGCAUUCGUUUACAAAGAAAGGAAUCGUCUGGUGAACAAGGAGUUACAGUAAACAAUGGUAGAACGGCAUCAUUAGCGCUAUUCUACUCGAAUACAAACUUAAAUUCAAAUACCAUCAAUCACACGUUCCGUAUCCCGGUGAAAAUCUUGAAAAAUACACACGAAGCGAUGUUUUUGAAGGAACCAGAAUUGGCGGGGGUAGACCAUAUGAUGAGAUUACCUCAAGAAUUUGCAUCAACGUACAAACGGCUAGAUAAAUUUCGGAAAUUUGGAAAUAAUGAAUUGGUUUCUAUAAGGACCAGUAGACGAGAUGGAGGAUUCUUGGGAUUUGUAUUGGAAGAAGAAGGUUCAUUUAAAGUUACUAUCAGUUGGAAUAAUAAACUUGAGAUACAAAAGCCUAGAAAAGAUAGUGAAAUGAAUCAAAAUACAUUGACUGGAGAUUCCUUAAGAACGGCUUAUCGCGAGUUAUUAGAAGGUGCAAACAAUCAAGACGCUCCAGAUGAUUUGGACGAAGAUGAAGAUAAGGAGAUUCUGGUACGAUUGAGAGACUGGCGCAUGGCCUCGAAAAUCGUAUCUACAUGUAAAAGAGUUAUAUUUUUAGUGGCACAUCAGGAAGCAUGUGUUUUACAUUGUUUAUUGGAUGAUUCUGGUGAUGUGGAAAUAGUGUAUCAUAUUACAGGCACCAGAGUUCGAUCCAGUAUAGAAUAG
Molecule: messenger RNA, 1008 nt
Organism: [Candida] anglica
Lineage: Eukaryota; Fungi; Ascomycota; Pichiomycetes; Serinales; Debaryomycetaceae
Source: the annotation of a GenBank genome assembly